Tachysurus vachellii is the source of this 2910-nucleotide messenger RNA. It is a transcript of the gene parp6b, whose product is annotated as poly (ADP-ribose) polymerase family, member 6b. The transcript is spliced from 22 exons. The record is from RefSeq and is a predicted model, not a curated record. Gene Ontology annotation, biological process: endoplasmic reticulum unfolded protein response. Gene Ontology annotation, molecular function: NAD+ poly-ADP-ribosyltransferase activity; kinase binding; protein serine/threonine kinase activator activity. Gene Ontology annotation, cellular component: nuclear envelope; membrane; intracellular anatomical structure. Lineage: Eukaryota; Metazoa; Chordata; Actinopteri; Siluriformes; Bagridae. Bases 106 to 2013 code for a protein of 635 amino acids.
UAGAGUCUAAACCAGAUCUGAACAUAAAGUGCUUGGCAAAGUCUUCAUCACUGGAAUGGAAAGAAAAGGCAACAAAAAGUCACUGGAGCUAACUCUGUGAUCAGCAUGAGUGUCCGUGAGCAGUGCUGGAGUGAUGAGGAAUCAGAUGGGGAAAUUGACUGUGAAAACAUCAUUUAUGGAGCACAGGGUAAUUAUGCUGCUGAUCUCUAUUGCCACCCGCAAUUGGACACAGAUGUUGUAGCUGUGAAGGAUAUCUACUCUGACAGUGCCGUUGGUGUAAGGGAGUAUGAAACAAUUGAUGAUGUGGACAUCGACUUGCACAUCAACAUCAGCUUUUUAGAUGAGGAGGUGGCCACAGCAUGGAAAGUGAACAGAACAGAACCUAUUAUUCUACGCCUUCGAUUUUCUUUGUCUCAAUACCUUGAUGGACCGGCGCCGACAGUGGAAGUGUUUCAGCCUUCCUGUAAAGAUAGCUUCAGUGUUGGCGUACAGCUCAAAAGAAUUCUUAGUACAUUCAUAUCAAAUCAGUGGAAACACCUCAGCAAUGAAUUUCUGAGAACUCAGCAGAAGAAGAGGCAUAGCUGGUUCAAAGCUGGAGGAACGAUCAAGAAAUUCCGUGCUGGCCUCAGCAUCUUUACACCAAUAGCCAAGUGUCCCAAUGUACCCCUGAUCCAGGGUCCUGGAGAGAAGGGGAGGACAUCAGGGCCUGAGCCGAGAGUAAGCCGCCUUAUGAGCCGCUCAGUCUCCUGUACCAUGAAGAUGCCAAAAGGAGACUUACUCACAUACGCACCCAACGGACAGAAUGUGGCAGUCCCUGGCUCCAGAUCCACAGUUCAGAUCACCACCAAGCAGCUUAUUGAGCUGUUCUUCUCUUCACAAGCUCUCCUACACUGCAAGAGUAUCCCUACACUGGAAUACGGCUUUCUUGUACAGAUUAUGAAGUACUCAGAACAGAGAAUUCCCACCCUGAAUGAGUACUGUGUGGUCUGCGAUGAGCAGCAUGUCUUUCAGAAUGGCUCCAUGCUCAAGCCAGCAGUGUGUACAAGAGAGCUAUGUGUGUUCUCCUUCUACACACUGGGUGUUAUGUCAGGGGCUGUAGAAGAUGUGGCAACAGGAGCCGAGGUGGUUGACCUGCUGGUAGCAAUGUGCAGAGCUGCCCUGGAGUCAUCUCGUAAAAGCAUUAUAUUUGAUCCUUAUCCUUCAGUGGUUGACCCUUUCGAUCCCAAGGCUUUGGCCUUUAACCCUAAGAAACGAAGCUAUGAUAGGCUGCAAAAAGCACUGGACAGCAUCAUGUCGAUACGAGAAAUAACACAAGGCUCAUAUGUAGAGAUAAAGAAACAGAUGGACAAAUUGGAUCCACUAGCACAUCCUCUGUUACAGUGGAUUAUAUCUAGCAAUCGAUCUCAUAUUGUCAAGCUGCCUUUAUGUAGGCAACUCAAAUUCAUGCACACCAUCCAUCAGUUUCUGUUGCUCAGUAGCCCUCCAGCCAAAGAGGCUCGAUUCCGCACAGCUAAGAAACUAUAUGGCAGCACUUUUGCCUUUCAUGGCUCCCAUAUAGAAAACUGGCACUCUAUUCUACGAAAUGGACUUGUUAAUGCCUCCUAUACAAAGCUACAGCUGCAUGGGGCAGCCUAUGGGAAGGGCAUCUACCUCAGUCCCAUCUCCAGCAUAUCUUUCGGAUACUCAGGGAUGGGUAAAGGACAGCACCACAUGCCCACUAAAGAGGAGCUAGUGCAUCAUUAUAACAGAGUCAAAACCAUCUCACAGAGUCUCCCAGUGCAGUCAAGGUUUCUUCAGAGUCGGAAUCUUAACUGUGUCGCUCUUUGUGAGGUAAUAACAUCCAAAGACCUCCAGAAACAUGGGAAUAUUUGGGUGUGCCCAGUGCCUGACCACGUCUGCACACGUUUCUUUUUUGUGUAUGAGGAUGGUCAGGUGGGGGAUGCCAACAUUAACACACAGGAAGCUCAAAUUCAGAGAGAGAUCUUGCGGGUGAUUGGGACACAGUCGAGUUGAAUGUUAAGUUUUGACUCUUAAAGAGACUGAGGAAAGACAGAAUCAACCCUGCACUGUGCGAUUGUCAACCCUCUGAUCGCUGUUGCCAAAUUAGUGGUUGUGAAUUAAGGGAACUUUUAAAAAUGUAUAAUAAGGUUGUUUUUAACCUGUUUUUUACACAUUCCACCUUUGUGUGUGUGUGUGUGUGUGUGUGUGUGUGUGUGUGUGUGUGUGUGUGUGUGUUAUCUUGACAGCAUUCCUCUGACUACAUACUAUGUACAAAAAUGUGGCCCCAUGUGACCACUCGCAUGUGGGGCUCUGCUGCCACACUGUCAAUAUUAAUGCACAGGUCAGAUUUAUUUGUUGUUGUCCCAUGAUUCUAAAAACCCCUUUUGAUCACUGAAGUUGUUCCUAGAAGAAAAUGGUGCUACAUUAGAUGUUAGCUUCUUAAAAGGGGUGCUAAAGCUUGUAUUUCUAGAACAGGCCUGAUAAAUAUGCUACAUAAUGACUAAUGUAAAAGAUCACAUACUGUAUGGUAUUACUGCUGUGUUCAGUUAAGAACAGUUGCUUAAUUUAACACUUUUAGAAGUCAGUAAAAGCCAAAUCUGACUAUAAUUUUAUUUAAAGUUUUGAUUAGACUCAAUCCUGAGCUGUUUUUGAGACGUGGUCUGUUGUUCUUAAUGGUACUGAAAAAAAAAACAGAUAUUAUAAAGGUGGCAUAAACCUGCUGGACAUGUCAUUAUAAUGUUUCAGAAGCUGAACAUCUAGGUAAUAUUUGUAGCAUCAAACACUUUACACUCAAUCUGUAAUCUGUGCUGUAUAGCAAAGAGACACUUGCAAUGUGUUUUGUCUUAACGUUGUAUAAAAACAGUCACUCUAUAAAACACAGUCAAUAAAUGUAUGUUCAUGAUGUUUUCC